AUGAUUUCAUCUUAAAAUUUCGAAAGUGACCCUUAUACACUUAUUACAACUAAAAGAUAAAUAUUUAGUUCUGAAAAUGAAACUAAUUUGCAUAAGAUAAAUAAAUAAAAUUCACUGAUUGAUUAAGCCGAUAAUUUAAGUUAAGAAAAGUAAUUAAUUUUAAUAUGUGAAAGAAGCAAGAAUAUGAAUUUUAUUGAGUUGAUUUAAUCUAGAAGUUCAGUGAUUCCAACAGUUAAAGUAUUAUCACCAAGAAGUGAUGAGAUAUUAUAAAAUGACGAUGGGUUUUAUAUGUAGUCAAGUAGGCAACUUAAUGAAGGGUAAAGUAUUUUUUUUAAUAGAGAGUAUGAAUAAAGUUUGGUAGAAGGGAGGAUUAAAAAUUAUAAAAUACGUUGCUAGAUUCAUAUAUUAACUAAAAACUAAAGCAGACAAAUUAAAAAUAAAGUUAAUGAAUAAUGAAAUAUUUAUAAAAUUAGGAGAUAAAAGCGCUGAUUUUUAAAAUUUUAAGAAAGGCAAUUAGAAAUAAAAAUUAAAUAAUUUAUUAUAUCGAAUUUUUAAUAAGAUGAUUUUCUAAAUUAUUUAACUAUGGAAUUUAAUAAGUUAAAGUUUAAAUAAAAUAGCAAUCAUUUAUCCUGAAAGUACAUUCAAAAUUAUUUGGGAUACUGUUGUGGUAUGUUUCAUAGUUAUCAAUAUAUUUUUUAUUCCAAUGAGUUUAAGUUUUGAAUUAGAUAAAUCUAGUUAAAUCUCUACCUUAUUUUUUGAAACUAUUCCCAGUUAUAUUUUUAUUGUUGAAAUCCUUUUGAACUUUAAUACUGCCUAUUAUAGUUAAGGAAUUAUUCAUACCAAUAGAAGUGACAUCUUUUUUCAUUAUAUAUCUAACAAUUUCAUUUGGGAUUUACUUAUAGCAAUACCUUUUAUUCUAGCAUAAUUCAAUAUACCUUAUAUUUAAUUUAUUUUGCUAUUACGAAUAGCUAGAGUGAGAUCUAUGAUAUAGAAUGUAGAAGAUCUAUUAAAUGCCAAAGAAGAAGUUUAAGCUGUUAUCGAAUUAGGAAAACUAGUCUAUUUUUUAGUUUUAGUUGCUCAUAUGUGCAGUUGUGGUUGGCAUCUAUUGGGUAGAAUUGAAUAUGAAAUUUAUCAAGAUGAAAAUAGUUGGCUCGUUUAUUACAACCAUUAUGAUAAAUAAUGGUAUGAUAGAUACAUAGUCUCAUUAUAUUGGAGUGUAAUAACAACUUUAACAGUAGGCUAUGGUGACAUUGUACCUUAAACUACAAUUGAAAGACUUUAUGUAGUUAUUGUAGCUAUGGUAUUAUGUGGAGUAUUUGGUUAUAUUAUUUCUAUGAUAGGAGAAAUCUUAAAAACUUUAGAAGAAAAGAAAGCAUUAUUAAAAAAAUCUAUGAAAAAAGUCAAUUAAUAUAUUAAAUAAAAGCAAUUAAAUUUAUAAUUAUCUCUUAAGAUUAGAAAAUAUUUUGAGUUUAAACAUCAAAUUGAUGAAUAAUUAUAAGAUUAAGACGAUUCUGUUUUAAAUAAAUUAAGUGGAUCAUUAAAAUAAGAAGUAUUAAUUGAUAUAUAUAAACCAAUUCUAAUGAAAUCUAAAUUUUUAAAAGAGAAUAUUCCAGAAUAUUUAAUAAACAAUUUAUGUCAAAGGAUUAAAUAGGCUACAUUUGCUCCAGGAUAUGAAAUAGUUAAUGUUUAUGAUCCAGCUAAUAAAUUAAUAUUUAUUUUAGAUGGUCAAGUUAAUAGCUAUUUUAUAUCUAAAGGACUUGAUGCUUUAUAAAAAAAUGAAAAAGAAACUAAUUCUGCAAUGAUGUAAAGAAAUUAUUAAAGAGGAGAUAUCAUAGGAGAAUUAGAAUUUAUCAUUAAUUCAUCAUAUUAAUUUUACUUUAAAGCCCAAACAGUUUUGUCAAUUGUGUAUAUUGAAAGAAAUGACUUCUUAUAAGUUAUUUAAGAGAAUGAAGAAUGUCGAUAAAAAUUUCAUUAAUUGAGAGAAAAGCUAACCUAUCAAAAAACAUAUGGUAGAACUUGUGAUGUUUGCAAAUGGACUCAUAGAUAUAAAGAUUGUCCAUUUGUAUUUUAUCAAACCAAUAUUUAUAAAAUAGCAAGAAAUGCAAAUACAAGUCUUUAUCAAUCAAGACUUAAAUUUGAUAGACCUAGGGAUUGUAAAAAAAAAUAAAAUACUUUUGAUUAUUAAAAUAUUUUAAAUUAAGGUAUUGAUUUUAUUAUCAAUUAUGGAUAUUUAAAUGAGGAGUAAAUAUAUUUAUCAAUAUUUUAGUUAAUUAAAUGAAUCAUAUCUCAUUAGAUUAGGUUUAGAUAUUUAGGGAGGCUUUAAUGAAAAAUCUAAUUAAUCUUAGGAGAGCCAAUCCUAAGAUUCUCAUUAAUAGGAUAAUCAUUCUAUAGCCUAAAGGAAAGGAUCUUCUUAAAUUGAAAAAAUGAGAACAAGUUUUAUGAAUUAGAAAUUUAAAACUGGAUUAGGUUAAAACGCUAAUUUUACAAGAAAUUAAAAUUAAGAUGACGAUUCAAAUGGAGCAAUAUAGAAUCCAUAUAUUUAAUAUUAACGUAAGACUGAUAAUGAAGUUCAAAUUGAUCCUAGAGAACAUUCUUAUUCUAAUGCAUUUUCUAACCAUCAUAAUCUAACCAAUAAUACAAUAAAGCAUAAUCCAAAUCUUUAUUCAUAAGGUAAUGUAAGAACUUCAGUUGCAAAUCAUAUAGCAAGAACUGAAACUUCAAUGCCUAAAAAGAGUCUUAUAAGUUAAUAAUAGAAUAUUCAUCAUUCUGUGAAAAUAACCAACAAUAAUAAUAAUGUAGAAAAUGAGAAUGAUAAAAAUCAAUUGCCAAAUUAAUUCUAAACUAAUGGAACCAUUUAUUAUAUUCCAGAUAUAGAGUUUGAUAAAAUGAAAAAUUAUGACUGUUAUUUUCCACAGUUUAAUGUUAUAAAUGUUUUAGAGAAUUUGAAAAAAUAUCGUCUUAAUUAAUUUAAUGAGAACAAAAAAAGAAAUAUAAAAGAUAAACUAAAGUCUAUAAGAUUGAACAAAACUAUAAAUAAAUGCUUCAAUUCAUCAUUCAGAAAUAUUGAUGAAAGUAUCUGA
Messenger RNA from Paramecium pentaurelia, 3080 nucleotides. The record is from the annotation of a GenBank genome assembly. Lineage: Eukaryota; Ciliophora; Oligohymenophorea; Peniculida; Parameciidae.